AACCACGUUUGAACGUUCCGCAUACAGUGCAUCCAUACCUAUCUAAACUUCUGCUGUUACCCCGCCAAAUUCCAAAUCCGCGAUCCGCGAUUCGUACCUUAUAAAUCGCUAGCACCCCUCACUUUACCUUAACCCCCCUUCCGCAAACUAAAACCAAAUUCACACCGAAAUCCUCUCUCUUCUUUCGCGAUGGCCGACCAGGAGCACACUUACAAGUUCAACGUCAGCAUGAGCUGCAGCGGCUGCUCCGGCGCCGUCAACCGUGUGCUCGGCAAGCUCGAGGGUAUCCAGAACUACGAAGUCUCCCUCGAGAAGCAGGAGGCUGUUAUCGUCGCUAAGCCGGGCCUCGACUACGAGACGGUCCUGAAGACGAUCAAGAAGACCGGCAAGAAGGUCAACUCGGGCUCCGUCGACGGCGAGGACCGAAGCAUCGAGAUCGCUGCCGAAUAGAUGGGAU
Messenger RNA from Annulohypoxylon maeteangense, 457 nucleotides. RefSeq lists its product as uncharacterized. Gene Ontology annotation, cellular component: cytosol. The coding region runs from base 190 to 450 and encodes 86 amino acids. Gene Ontology annotation, molecular function: metal ion binding; copper chaperone activity. The record is from RefSeq and is a predicted model, not a curated record. The transcript has 2 exons. Gene Ontology annotation, biological process: copper ion transport. Lineage: Eukaryota; Fungi; Ascomycota; Sordariomycetes; Xylariales; Hypoxylaceae.